UUGUUUUAUAUUUUACUUAAAUACACUUUUUAGUUUUAUUUAUUGUUUACUAGUUCCAGAUAUUGUUUCUAAUGCAGAGGGAGAUACUGAUAUACGCAGUUCUGUACCUAGGCAUCAUGGGUGUUAUCAGGGGAAAGCCCCCGGAUCCGGGAGAGACGAUAGUUUCCCCAACCUGUUGGAUGAAUUCCUAUCCUGAUAAUACAUGCAUGUGUUUCCUUGACCACUGUCUACAAGUUGCAAGAAUGCUGUAUGUAGAAGAAUAUGGAUACCCUACGGUUCCAGUCGAAACUGCAACAGAAACUAUGAUCGACGGAGAGACGACCAUUGAUUUUGAUGAAAUAUUAAGACAAAUGUUUUCGAACGAUUCAGAAACUACAACAGUAUAUACCACUGUAACAGCGGGAUCCACAACAACCACCAGUUCAACAACUACAAGCACUUCAACAACAACUUCAACUCUAACUACAAGCACUUCUACAACAAGUACUUCAUCCACAAGUACUUUAGCUAUAAUUACUUCUACAACAAGUACUUCUACAACAAGUACUUCAACCACAAGUACUUCUACAACAACUACUUCUACAACAAGUACUUCUACAACAAGUACCUCCACAACUAGUACUUCAACUACAAGUACUUCUACGACUAGUACUUCCACAAGUACUUCUUCGACUUCGACUUCAACAAGUACCUCAUCAACAUCAACAACCACGACAACUUCUGCUGAUUCUACAACAACCACUGAUACUACAACGACUACUUAUACCACAACAACCACUGAUACUACAACCACUACUGAUACUACAACAACUACUGAUUCUACAACAACUACUGAUUCUACAACAACUACUGAUUCUACAACAACUGCUGAUUCAACGACAACUUCUGAUGAUUCUACAACAACUACUGAUACUGCAACAAAUACUGAUACCACAACAACGACUGAUACCACAACAACUACUGAUACUAAAACAACCACUGAUACUACAACAACCACUGAUACAACAACUACUGAUACUACAACAACUACUGAUACUACAACAACUACAGAUUUUACAACAAUUACUGAUACUACAACAACUACUGAUACUACAACAAAUACUGAUACCACAACAACGACUGAUUCUACAACAAAUACUGAUUCUACAACAGCUACUGAUACUACAACAACUACUGAUACUACAACAAAUACUGAUACUACAACAAAUACUGAAAACACAACAACGACUGAUACUACAACAACCACUUAUUCUACAGCAACCACUGAUUCUACAACAACUACUGAUUCUACAACAACCACUGAUUCUACAACAACUACUGAUACCACAACAACGACUGAUACCACAACAAUGACUGAUACUACAACAAUGACUGAUACCACAACAAUGACUGAUACCACAACAACCACUGAUACUACAACAAUUACUGAUUCUUCAACAACUGCUGAGGACAUUGGACUUGUGAAAGCUGAUACUGUAACGGAAGAUUCUGAUUAUUUUGGAUUUAAAACGGACGAUGAUGAUAAGUUUGCUCUUAAACUCAGAACGGGAAUUGAUAUUAUUGAUGUUUUUGGCUUUUCUAACAAAGAUGAUACUGAUACUGACAACACUAUUGAUUUUGAAUUGGAUACCUAUGAUGAUAUUGGAACUGUUAAAGCUGAUGUCGAGACAGAAAGUACUACUUCUGAAAUAAAAGCUACUGAUGCUGAAACGGAAAGUUUCGAUGCUGAAACGGAAAGUUCCAAUACUGAAACGGAAAGUUCCAAUGCUGAAACGGAAAGUUCCAAUGCUGAAACAGAAAGCACUCCUGAUGAAGCUGCAGCUAUCACAACCACAAUUGAUCCAUCUGCUAGGAUGAUAUUGGUUCCAACAACAUUCAGUAAAAUCGGACCUUUUGGUGUCAAGAUCACUGAUAACACUGUAAAUCUGUGUGAUUGCAGAUUUGAGUUACCAGAAAAAAUGAAGGUUAAACUGAUGAUAGAUAUGCUCUGGACUCCACUAUACGGAGAUCAAAGGACAGAUCAAUUUUUGAGCCUCAAGAAAAGUGUUGAACGAGAGUUGGUUCAGCUUUUUAAUUGGACAGAAAUACCGAUUUGGCGAAGUACAGAUUCUGAAUCUUCGAAGUUGGAUGACGGGUUGGAUGUAGAGGAGUUCUAUCCCUACUAUGGAUACACUGCACUCAGUCUGAACUUGAACUUAUCCGAGUCAAACUCUAACAAUAAACUUGCAACAGAGUCUGCUAUAAGCUGGAUUCUAGAGAAAUACUUGGAUAACAAGACCGACAAGGUUGAGUUAUACUCCGGGUUCUCUAAACAUCUGUAUGAACCGUAUCCUAUAUCCGUGGAAAGAAUCCAACCAGAGAAAUAUGUUGGUCAACUUACUACAGCAUCACCCUUGGAGGAGGAUGAACUUGGUGAUCUAAGGUUUAUCUUCCUUCCAUUCGGGAUCGGUAUUCUGCUUCUCGCUGUAUUCAUAUUUCUGAAGGCCUGCCACUGCAGACAAUGGAUUUAAAUAAAAUUAUCAAAACGUUAUCAUGCUAAUUAGCUUUAAGGGACUCGGCUUCUGUGUUAUCAAUAACUCUAAAAAUAAAUAGUAUUCUUUAUUAAUGUAAAUAAAUGCACACUUAAAA
Molecule: messenger RNA, 2628 nt
Organism: Eurytemora carolleeae
Lineage: Eukaryota; Metazoa; Arthropoda; Copepoda; Calanoida; Temoridae
Product: cell wall protein DAN4
Exons: 11
Coding region: 72-2510 (812 amino acids)
Source: RefSeq, a predicted model, not a curated record